GAAAGUCGCUACCGGAAAAGCAAGCGCUGAGGUGAGCGGGCGGCCGCGCUUGGCGACCGCUGCCUGAGCUUCUCUCUCCGCCCCCGCGGCUGCGUCUCCCCGAGUGUGGAGCGCCGAGGCCCGGCGCGGGGCAUCCUGGGAAUCCCGGGCUCGCGUGCCCCCGCCCCCCCGCGUCGCUCAGCGGAGCCUGCCCGAGGCCGAAGGUGUGCCGCGUGCGGGAAGAGCCGGACUCGGGAGGCCCGAGUUCUCGUCCCCACGCCGACGGCUUUUGAACCGCCGUGCCCGUAGCCAGGACUCUGCCCCGUCGCCAUCGGGUCACCGGUCCUCUAGGGCGAAAUUAGCACACCUCUUGUCUUGACUGCCUAACAAGAUCUCAAUUUUCAAGGCAUACUUACCAUCAGGAAGUUUGAAGAUAGUAUGGUCUGAAUUCACAGUGAACUUCUGAACAUCGAAGUUGUGUUGACCAGGCUGCCUGGUCGUAGGUUCUUGAUUGUCCACGAUGGGUGAGCCACAGCAAGUGAGUGCGCUUCCACCACCGCCAAUGCAGUACAUCAAGGAAUACACAGAUGAAAAUAUUCAGGAAGGCUUAGCUCCCAAGCCUCCCCCUCCGAUUAAAGACAGUUACAUGAUGUUUGGCAACCAGUUCCAAUGUGAUGAUCUCAUCAUUCGCCCUUUGGAAAGUCAGGGCAUCGAACGGCUUCAUCCUAUGCAGUUUGAUCACAAGAAAGAACUGAGGAAACUCAAUAUGUCUAUACUGAUUAAUUUCUUGGACCUUUUAGAUAUCUUAAUAAGGAGCCCUGGGAGUAUAAAACGAGAAGAGAAACUAGAAGAUCUUAAGCUGCUUUUUGUCCAUGUGCACCAUCUUAUAAAUGAGUAUCGACCCCACCAAGCGAGAGAGACUUUGAGAGUCAUGAUGGAGGUCCAGAAACGGCAACGUCUGGAAACAGCGGAGAGGUUUCAGAAACACCUGGAACGAGUAAUUGAAAUGAUUCAAAAUUGCCUUGCUUCUUUGCCUGAUGAUUUGCCCCAUUCAGAAGCAGGGAUGAGAGUUAAAACUGAGCCCAUGGAUACUGAUGAUAGCAGCAAUUGUACUGGACAGAAUGAACAACAAAGAGAGAAUUCAGGUCACAGGAGGGACCAGAUUAUAGAAAAAGAUGCUGCCUUGUGUGUCCUAGUUGAUGAAAUGAAUGAAAGACCAUGAAGAGUAUUUUUUUCUUUUAGUGAGUAACAUCAUAUAUUAGUUUAUUUUCUCUUGGGCUGUCUUAAGAGGUAUAACUAAAAAUAUAAAGGGACUUUUUCUCAGUUGAAAUGCUAUAAUAGUAAGCAUAGACAAGCAAGUAUAUUUGAGUAAUGACCAUAAAAAAGCAGAAUGUUUGCUAUUGUAUGAGAUAGUCCUAUUUUUGGAGUUGGAAUAAAAAUUUGAAGUAAUAA
This is a messenger RNA of Microtus oregoni (creeping vole), 1431 nucleotides long. It is a transcript of the gene Med7, whose product is annotated as mediator complex subunit 7. Gene Ontology annotation, molecular function: transcription coregulator activity. The transcript is spliced from 3 exons. Bases 500 to 1201 code for a protein of 233 amino acids. The record is from RefSeq and is a predicted model, not a curated record. Gene Ontology annotation, biological process: regulation of transcription by RNA polymerase II. NCBI's taxonomy places the organism in Eukaryota, Metazoa, Chordata, Mammalia, Rodentia, Cricetidae. Gene Ontology annotation, cellular component: mediator complex.